Pseudoliparis swirei is the source of this 2925-nucleotide messenger RNA. RefSeq names its product 7-alpha-hydroxycholest-4-en-3-one 12-alpha-hydroxylase-like. The record is from RefSeq and is a predicted model, not a curated record. Gene Ontology annotation, molecular function: iron ion binding; heme binding; sterol 12-alpha-hydroxylase activity. Bases 129 to 1664 code for a protein of 511 amino acids. The transcript has a single exon. NCBI's taxonomy places the organism in Eukaryota, Metazoa, Chordata, Actinopteri, Perciformes, Liparidae.
UCGGCAGUUCCGGGAAUGCCCAAACCAAUCCCAUAUGCAAAGGGAGGAGCGAAGGUCUGUUUAAGUACCACGCUGGAUGUGAACCUUGACUCAGAAUCACUGUGUGGCCGCCAGAGAAGAAGUCAGACAUGGGACUGCUGCUCCCGAUCAUUCUCGCCUUUCUGGCCGCUGUGAUUGGAGGACUGUACCUCCUCGGGGCAUUUCGCCGGCGGCGCCACGGAGAACCCCCUUUGGAUAAGGGCCCCGUUCCUUGGCUGGGUCAUGUCUUGGAGUUCCGCCGCAACACGCUGAAGUUCUUAGAGAGGAUGAAGGGAAAGCACGGCGACGUGUUCACCAUACAGCUGGGGGGCUUUUACACCACCUUCCUUCAGGACCCGCAGUCGUUCGGUUCUAUCGUCAAGGAGAGUCGGGAGAAACUGGACUUCAAGAAGUUCGCCGUGCAGUUGGUGCGCAGAGUGUUUGGUUAUUCGGCGACUUUGGGCGAACACAACAUCCUCCACAACGCCAGCAGCAAGCACCUGAAGGGGGAUGGCCUGGAGGUGAUGACGCAAUCCAUGAUGGGUAAUUUGCAGAACCUCAUGCUGCACAACAUCGGCUCCUCCGCGGACCAACGCGCCUGGAUUGAGGAGGGACUGUUCAAGUACUGCUACAAUAUAGUUUUUCGGGCGGGCUACUUAUCUCUGUACGGCACCGAGCCGCACGAGUCCGACGGAAGUGAGGAGAAAGCCAAAGAGAAGGACCGAGCCGAGUCCGAAGCGUUAUACGGCGAGUUUCGUAAAUACGACGAACUCUUUCCCAACCUGGUUUAUGGGGUCCUGACACCAAGGAAAAGGUUGGAAGCAAAGAGGCUCAUGGAAUACUUCUGGAACCGCCUGUCAGUGAAGAAGAUGAAGAACAAAGACAACAUCAGCCGCUGGAUUUGGGACAUCCAGCAGGCCAAGGGGGAGCUGGGAAUGAAGGAGUCGAUGAUAAGCCGGUACAUGUUUGUGCUUCUUUGGGCCUCUCAGGGCAACACGGGGCCCUCUUCAUUCUGGCUGCUCUUCUACCUCAUGAAACACCCGGAGGCCUUGGCGGCAGUGAAGGAGGAGGUCGCCGAAGUUCUGAAGGAGUUCGGACAAGAGGCCCGACCCGGGGGCCCUCUGAUCGACCUGACCCACGAAAUGCUGAUGAAAACGCCGGUCCUGGACAGCGCCGUGGAGGAGACCCUCCGCCUCACCGCCGCGCCCCUCCUCACCAGAGCGGUGCUUCAGGACAUGACGCUCAAGAUGGCGGACGGGCGUCAAUACGCCAUACGCCAAGGCGACAGAUUGGCAAUGUUUCCGUACAUCGCCGUUCACAUCGACCCGGAGAUCCACCCCGACCCGCUGACAUUCAAAUACGACCGCUUCCUCAACCCAGACGGGAGCAAGAAAACCGAUUUUUACAAAGCAGGGAAGAAGGUGAAGUACUACAACAUGCCCUGGGGUGCCGGGGUGUCCAUGUGCCCGGGGCGUUUCUUCGCCACCAAUGAGCUGAAACAAUUUGUUUUCCUCAUGCUGGUGUAUUUUGAGUUUGAGUUGGCGAAUCCCGACGAAGAGAUUCCUGAAAUCGAUUUCAGGCGGUGGGGGUUCGGCUCGAUGCAGCCCGAGAGAGACGUUCAGUUCCGAUACAGACUCCGAUAUUAAACCCCCUCGGUCGCCACAUCGAUGAUGUCACGAACACGUUAUCGACGCGGCUUCAAAAUGUGUUGUUUGAAAAUGUUGGUUUUCCAAGGAUGAUGUCAUUUUAUACUACGAGACAUGUCCAAUGAAACACUGGUACGUGUCUCGUAAUUAAUCAAAGCAAGACAAUAAAGAAUGGACAGCUUCAGAUGUUGACGUUCAGAGUGUUGGGGACAUCUCAUUACGUGUCUCCGAGGGGGGGGGAACUAAACAAAUGUUUAAAAAAAGCAGAGAUGCCAUUUACUUUGUUCCUGUUGAACAUGUAUUUCUAUGAAAUAGUCAUCAUGAUGCAAGUUGGGUGGACUUUUGUUUGGGGGGAGGUUUCAAUCUUUCUGUUUGUUUAACCUUAAACCCGCAGAGGGGCCACUGUCACCGAGCUUCAGUUGUGAUGUGAUUUUUAAAAUGUCAAUCAAGUGAGCGAUCUGGUGUUCGGAUGUGAACGCAUGGAGCGUCUCUGGACUGGUUCCACUUCAAGGUCAUGGUUGAGUUUAUUUGAAUGUUUAUCUUGUUCACGUGAUUUUGUAAUAAUGCUUGUUUUUAAGAUUGUAAUAAAGCAUUAUUUGACCCAAAUGAGACCGGAGUAGAAACAACGUACAUUUUCCUUGACCGGGUGAACACACUGUGCUCUAUUUAGUGGUUAAUAAACAUUAUUGUUUUACAAUCGCAUUGCACUAUGACAGUGCAGAGAGAGAGAGAGAGAGGGAGGGAGAGAGAGGGGGGGGGGGACACUACACAGGGAAGAGAAAGAAACAAUGGCUUCUAAAAUAUAAUGUCCCCAUACAGCAACAGUGCAUUGUCAAAUACAUUUCGAGGGAAACAGAUCUGGUCCCUGAUUACGACAGUAGGGAGUGAGUUGAGGUGGACGGGUCAGUGGAGGUCAACCUUGACUUUUUUUAACAAACAUACUCAAUGUAAAACAAACCAUGGUGUUUCCACUUAUCCCUGUAGUUUGGUUGCUAAAACAUAACCAAUCAGUGGUGUUGCUUUGUUUUGGUUUUGUUUCAAUUUACAAAUGUAGUCACAUGUUUAAAAACCACAAACAUGAUCUGGGAACAAUACGUUUCCCUCAUAACUUAGUUGAGAAUACACUCGAACAGAGCUGGGUUUUGUCGUCCAUUUCAUCUGGUUCUAAUUCCUGUAAAGGAGCGCAGAUUAAAUGAAGGUUUAGCAAAACAUCUGGAAGUCUGUAACAUGCUGCUAAAAUAAAACAUGGAAUUACCUCUUC